AUGGUCAUCAUGAUUGCCGGCACCAGCUGGGUGCGACGUGGGAUCGCAAAGCAGCAACCCGACAACAUCAAACUAGAUCCGCAGACCCUGAAAAAGAUGCUGGAAGACGAGGCCGAGGUUCCGGAGUCGACAGACAUGGGCGAAGAUUCGGAUGACGACACGCAAGAAAGCGCAAAAGAGCCGAAGGCCGCUGAAAAACCCCAGGGAAUUCGCGGAUCAGCGCCCGUUGAGGUGCCCGAUGAUGGUGAUCAGGACAUGGACACGGAACGGCUGCUUGAAGAUUACGAUAAACCAGAGGAAGAGAAGCGAGAUAGCGGCAUGAAAGGCGUGGCAGUAUUCGCGAGCAAUAUGGACGAUCCCUAUAUCACGACGCAUGAGGACCCCGAAGAAGAAGAAGAAAAAGAGGAUUUCGAGCUAAAGCCCGACGAUAAUCUGGUGGCCGUGGCUAAAAUUGACGGGGAUGCCUACUCUCUGGAAGUUUAUGUCUACAAUGAAACAAACGAUGAUUGGUAUGUGCACCAUGACUACAUCCUAACGGCACCUCCGCUCUGCUUGGAAGCUAUUAAUUAUGACCCUGGAAAUGACGAUUCGCCAACAUCAAAGGGAAACUUGAUGGCUGUUGGUACGAUGGAGUCGUCGAUUAGCAUUUGGGACCUGGAUAUCGUCAAUGCAAUGGAUCCGGUGGUGACGCUUGGCAAGGUCAAAAAAAUUGGACGCAAGAAGCGGGACGGCACUGCGCAAGGGCAUAGUGACGCUGUUUUGGACCUGAGUUGGAACCGUUUGACACCUCACGUGCUUGCCUCCGCUGGAGCCGACAAGACGGUCGUACUUUGGGAUUUGGACCAAGCAAAGGCCGCGCAAAUUGUCCCGGAUUUUGACCGUGAAGUACAAGUGGUCCGUUGGCAUCCGGCUGAGCCCACAAUCUUUGCUGCUGGAACGCUGGGUGGGCACGUGUACGUCUGCGAUUGUCGAAGCGUCGAGGUAGCUCGUCCGGCCGAAUGGCAGCUCGGUGCACAGAUCGAAAAGGCUAUCUGGGACCACUUCAAUCCUUUCGCUAUUGUCGCUGCGACCGAAGACGGCAAAAUACGAUACCUGGACACCCGGAAUACAUCUACGCCGGUGUGGAGCGUGGAUGCGCAUCAGGGAGCUUGUAAUGGAAUCGCCCUUUCACCCCUCACAAGGGGACUUCUUGCAAGUGUUGGAGAGGAUCGGCAGCUGAUCGUUUGGAAAAUGGGCGAUGGACAGCCGACAAUGGUGAACAAGGAAGAUUCGUCUCUGGGGCCACUACACUCUGUCUCGUUCUGCCCGGAUUCGGCCUCCGUCGUUUCGGUGGGUGGAGAGCUAAACGAUCUGCUUCGAAUCGUUGACCUGAGGCAUUUUGAGGCCGUUGUGGAGGCUUUUCAG
Molecule: messenger RNA, 1404 nt
Organism: Mesorhabditis spiculigera
Lineage: Eukaryota; Metazoa; Nematoda; Chromadorea; Rhabditida; Rhabditidae
Source: the annotation of a GenBank genome assembly